This is a messenger RNA of Oldenlandia corymbosa var. corymbosa, 1329 nucleotides long. NCBI's taxonomy places the organism in Eukaryota, Viridiplantae, Streptophyta, Magnoliopsida, Gentianales, Rubiaceae. The record is from the annotation of a GenBank genome assembly.
CACGUACCAAACCAAACAAAGAAAGAAACCAUCCCUUCAUUUAGAAAAAGGUACCUUCAUCAGUACCCUAGCUAACUCAAGCAUAAUUAUGAAAUCAUUCCUCGUUUUUCUCUUCCUUUUAGGAUUCUUGGCAGCUCAAACUGCAGCAAGAUCACUCAAUGAUCACACUCUAAUGAUCGAGAGACACGAGCAAUGGAUGAGUCUCCACGGACGAGUUUACCAGAACGCUUUAGAGAAAGAAAGGCGUUUCAAGAUAUUUAAGGACAAUGUGGAGUUCAUAGAAAAUUUCAACAUGGUUGGAAACAGGCCGUACAAGCUAGGCAUAAAUCGAUUUGCAGAUCUUACCAAUGAGGAACUCAGAGCCACCCAUAACGGAUUGAAGGCUUCAUCCUCCCCAAAGUUGUCCAAGUCUACAUCAUUCAAGUAUGAAAAUGUGACUAAAGUUCCUGAAUCCAUGGAUUGGAGGAAAAAAGGCGCCGUCACACCUGUUAAAAAUCAGGGCAUGUGUGGAAGUUGUUGGGCGUUUUCAGCUAUUGCAGCGACGGAAGGGAUCACCAAACUGAGUACCGGAAAACUAAUUUCACUCUCAGAACAAGAAAUAGUAGAUUGCGACCGAACCAAAAAAGAUAAAGGCUGUAAAGGUGGAUACAUGGAAGAUGCAUUUGAAUUCAUCAUCAAAAACAAAGGUAUCGCAUCUGAAGCUGCUUACCCAUACACUGAAGCCGAUGGGAAGUGCAAAAAGACUAAAGGAGCCUCACUCACGGCAAAGAUCUCGGGUUAUGAGAAAGUACCCGACAACAGCGAAUCAGCAUUGUUGAAAGCCGUGGCGAAUCAACCAGUUUCUGUCUCCAUUGAUGCAAGCAGUGAUGCUUUCCAGUUCUACAGCAGCGGAGUCUUCACCGGAGAUUGUGGAACCGACCUCGACCACGGUGUCACGGCGGUUGGUUAUGGGAAGACUUCUGAUGGAACAAAGUAUUGGUUAAUCAAGAACUCGUGGGGCAAAAGUUGGGGAGAGAACGGAUACAUGAAAAUUCGACGUGGUGUUGCUGCUAAAGAAGGCCUUUGUGGAAUUGCUAUGGAUUCUUCAUAUCCAGUAACUUAAAAGAAAAAGUGAAUCUUCAAUCUCACUGAAUUGUGAUCAGAUGGAUUAGAAAAUUUUGAUUGUAAGGUGAUGGUAUCAUCUCAGCUAAUUUUCUGUUAGGUUAAAGUCUUGCGGUGAUGUAAUCCUUUGUGUUUGUGCUUCAAUUCCAGUAAUAAAAUAAACCAUGUUUGAGUGUGCUUAUAUAAUAUAUACAACCCUUUUGUUGGACAUGCAAGGCAGAACUAUGC